This is a messenger RNA of Neoarius graeffei (lesser salmon catfish), 1899 nucleotides long. RefSeq lists its product as uncharacterized. The record is from RefSeq and is a predicted model, not a curated record. NCBI's taxonomy places the organism in Eukaryota, Metazoa, Chordata, Actinopteri, Siluriformes, Ariidae. The transcript is spliced from 14 exons. Gene Ontology annotation, molecular function: protein binding; cytoskeletal adaptor activity. Gene Ontology annotation, cellular component: cytosol; nucleoplasm. Gene Ontology annotation, biological process: plasma membrane organization; actin filament bundle assembly; actin crosslink formation. Bases 1 to 1899 code for a protein of 632 amino acids.
AUGUCAAGAUCUGACGAGGUGAACAAAAUGACAGAAAAUGUCUACAAGAGCAUCCUGGAGCAGUUUAACCCCAGUUUGAAGAACUUUGUGACUAUGGGGAAACACUAUGAGAAAGCACUGACAGGAGUGACUGUUGCAGCAAAAGGCUACUUCGAUGCUCUGGUUAAACUGGGAGAACUGGCCAGUGACAGCCAGAGCUCAAAAGAACUGGGUGACACGUUGUUCCAGAUGGCCGAAGUGCACAGACAGAUCCAGGUGCAGUUAGAGGACGUGCUGAAGCUGUUUCACUCCGAACUUCUCUCUCAGCUGGAACAGAAACUUGACCUGGAUAUUAAAUUCCUCACUGCGACACUGAAGAAAUACCAGAGUGAGCGGCGAUCAAAGGCGGAGUCGAUUGAACGCUGCCAAUCACAGCUGAAGAAACUGCGCAGGAAGAGUCACAGCAGCCGCCACCCGAAUAAAUACGGAGACCGAGAGAUGCAGUUUGUGGAGCUGAUGAGUCGCAGGCAGACGGAGUUGGACUCUCUGGUAGCUGUGGGUUAUCGCUCGGCUCUCACAGAGGAGAGGAGGAGGUACUGCUUCCUCGUGGAUCGUCAGUGCUCUGUCGCCAAGCUGCUAAUAAAUUACCACAACAAGGUGCGUGAACUCCUGUCACAAAAGUUGUCAUCCUGGCAGCAGUCAUGUUCCCAGCCAACAAAAUUACCAGAGCGAGCGCUGAACCUGCUGCGUCACACGGCCCCUCAGGGUGCCGGGGCUUCUGGGAUAGCAGAAGUCCUCCGACACACGAAACUGGGCUCUGCUCAGUCUGGUGAACAGAGGCUGUCCAUACAGGAAGUCCUGCCCCUUCUGAACGGUGACACCAGCAGUCGCGCCCAACAACAGCGCGGUGGACCGUCUGUCUCAUCUGAUCCGACCCCACAUUCCCUCUCCAUUCAAAACAGCACCACCCACAACACCAGCACAUCAUCUAGCACCGCCCACCCACAGACUACCUCUGCGCAGCCAGAAAGUGUUUCUAGCUUGCUUUCUCCACCCUCUGGUUCUGCAUUUCUCCCUCUUAGCCCCGCUUCUGCUUCGUCCCUUCAUUCUCUGCAAGGCCUAGCUCCGCCUCCUAACGCCCCUCACACUCCUCCAUUGCCCCAUAGUGCACCCCUCUCUCGUGCCCUCACUCCCGUGCCACCCUCUGCUUUCUCUCCUCCGGCCCAUAACCCUUUGUUGCUCAAGGCUGCGGACAUCUACGCAACCUCGACGCUGCCGUUACCAAGGAAACAGCCGAAUGAGCUGCGGACAGGAUUUAUGGGUUCCACCCUACCCCGCGUUCUCCCUCUCUGUCCUCCACUCCGCGUGGAGGCGCUGUUCGCUCACUCGCCCAGCUCGAGUGACCGAGCAGAAAAAGGAGAGAGAGGAGGCUCGUGUCUGCUGCCCUUCCUUCCCGGAGACGUCAUGAAUCUUCUAAUCAGCGAGCCGAGAGAUGGCUGGCACUAUGGACAGAAUGAAAGAACAGGACGGAAAGGCUGGUUUCCCUUCUCCUACACACAGCCGUUCCCAAACACAUCGCCACCGACGCAGCACGACGCUGCCAGUUCUCCGGGCCUGUCCAAGUUGAACAGUACGAGUAUGGGGCAGUUAGACAGGCUGCCCCCUGCAGGUGAGUUUGUGAAGCUCAGCCCAGACUCGGAGGAGGAGCGGGGGAUCAGCACGUUUAGGCCACGCCCCUACAGCAUGGUGAACCCUGACAUCAGGCGGAUGAGUCCUGGACACACCGAGCAGAAGGGCAAAGAGCAGUUCCCCAGUGAUCGCUCGUCUCCACCGCCGUCUCCCACCAGGACCAAUCCAUUCGCUCAUAUCCGUCUGAGGAAGACGGUGACCAACGAUCGCUCGGCUCCGCUUAUCGAGUAG